AUGAAUUUACAACUCAUACACUGGUCUUGCGUCUUCGUGUCGCUCGUGCUUAUACGAGCAGCGUUCGCUGACCAGUUCACAUACAAAGCUUGUUAUUCGUCAAGCGACAUCCGAAAACUGGGGUUAUCUUCUAAGGGAGAUUACGAAUACCAGUCUGUUUCGUACUGUGAAAACGAGUGUUCUGGACAAGCUAUUGUCGCUCUUUUCAAUGGUAAAGGCUGCUAUUGCGGUGGUUCUGUUUCUCAAUUGAAAUCUUUAACACAACUGGAUUCCAGCGACUGUAAUGUUGCGUGUGCUGGUUGGCCUUACCAAAAUUGUGGUGGUUCUUCGGCCAUGAACGUUUAUAUCAACAACGCAGCAUCCACGGCGGACUCAUCUUCGUCCUCUGUGUCUUCAUCUAAAUCAUCUUCUGCAUCUUCAAGCACUAGUUCAAAAACGUCCUCGAAAUCGGACUCGAAAAGUUCAACUAGUUCUUCUGCUACGCAGUCUUCAAUUUCCUCAUCGUCAACUACCACCUCAAGUUCUUCCUCAAAGACGACCACAUCCUCUUCUACUUCUUCUUCUACUUCUUCUUCCUCUUCUUCUUCUUUUUCCUCUUCCUCUUCCUCCUCUUCUUCUAGUUCAGAAACGUCUUCUACACUGACAACCACUUCAUCCACGACAUUGCCCUCGUCUUCAUCAUCGACACCAAAGGUUACGUCGGCCCCUUCAUCGAGUUCUGCAGGUACAUCAACACAUUUAACUACUCGCGUGGUGACACAGUCCGUUGUUUCUGAAGCGAAUGACCAGGCAAGCACAAUAUAUAUCACAAGGACCUCUGUUUAUGCGACAGAUUCGUCUACGGCCUCCUCUACUAGUACAUCUCUGGAUGGGAAGUCAAGCACCUCAAAGAGUAAACAUUUAAGUGGUGGUGCCAUUGCAGGUAUCGUAGUGGGUGUCGUUUGUGGUACAGUUAUCUUGGCAGCAUUGGUCAUAUUAUACUUUGUUUGGAAAAAACGUCGCCAGACUUCCCAGCAGGUAGACUUAGAGGAGACUAAACAUUACCAGCCGUAUUCCUUUGGUGACGCCGAUGCUAACCCCGUUCUUCCACGAUCUACUUCCAGUUCCAACUGGCAUAUACCCUCCAGAAACAAUACUGCGUUGUCCAAGAAUACCGCACCCGGUUUCGCCAAUUAUGACCUGCCGACAAGGUUGCCGGGCGGUAGAGAUUCGGUAAUGGCUGGUGAUAUUUCUAAUGCCACCAAAAGAAGCCAUGUACCAUCUGUGGUAUAUGAAGAGCCACCUUCGAUCUAUAACGGGAACCAAAGAUUCAGUGCUACCUCAUUGCCCGAUAUGAUGGAAGAAAGACAACUACAUAUUGUAAACCCUGAUAAUAUAAGUUUGAGUAAUGAGAGCAACGCCUCCAAUGGUGACGACGAUUAUGAUGAUGCCAAGGAUUCCAAUGAUAGUUCUUUGCGCUGA
Saccharomyces eubayanus is the source of this 1461-nucleotide messenger RNA. It is a transcript of the gene WSC2, whose product is annotated as Wsc2p. Bases 1 to 1461 code for a protein of 486 amino acids. NCBI's taxonomy places the organism in Eukaryota, Fungi, Ascomycota, Saccharomycetes, Saccharomycetales, Saccharomycetaceae. The record is from RefSeq and is a predicted model, not a curated record. The transcript has a single exon.